Messenger RNA from Parastagonospora nodorum SN15, 1335 nucleotides. RefSeq lists its product as hypothetical. Gene Ontology annotation, molecular function: GTPase activity. NCBI's taxonomy places the organism in Eukaryota, Fungi, Ascomycota, Dothideomycetes, Pleosporales, Phaeosphaeriaceae. Bases 1 to 1335 code for a protein of 444 amino acids. The record is from RefSeq and is a predicted model, not a curated record. The transcript has a single exon.
AUGUCCACCUCAAAAGCCCCCGAGGCCUCCGCGCCGACGCCAGACAAGGCUGAACUUCCCGUCGCGAUUGUCUGCGUAGGCAUGGCCGGCAGCGGCAAGACGACCUUCAUGCAGCGUCUCGUCUCCCAUAUCUACACCCACCCCGACCCCGCGCAAAGCGAACCUUCCGUCUCCAAGACUGCUUCACCGACCCCUCCAUACAUAAUAAACCUUGAUCCUGCCGUGCAUCAUGUGCCGUUCACGCCGAACAUCGAUAUCCGCGACAGCGUCAACUACAAGGAGGUCAUGAAGCAGUUCAACCUGGGGCCUAAUGGCGGAAUCUUGACCAGUCUGAAUCUGUUCAGCACAAAGAUCGACCAGGUCAUCGGGCUGUUGGAGAAGCGCACACAGCCGCCACCGCCGGUCAAGGAGACGGAGCAGACAACUGUCGAGUUCAUGACGAAUAGCGGGAAAGAAAAGGCAGCAGCACCUGCGCAGCAGCAACAAGUGAAGCACAUCCUCGUCGACACGCCAGGUCAGAUCGAAGUCUUCGUCUGGUCAGCGAGUGGAGAAAUCCUGCUCUCGAGUUUAGCAAGCACAUUCCCCACCGUCAUCGCGUAUAUCAUCGACACUCCACGAACCACAAGCACAAGCACCUUCAUGUCCAACAUGCUGUACGCCUGCUCGAUCCUCUACAAGACCAAACUCCCCAUGGUCCUCGUCUUCAACAAGACCGACGCACAAGACGCCGAGUUCGCCAAGAAAUGGAUGACUGACUUCGAAGCUUUCCAAACCGCCCUGCGCGACGAAGAAGAAGGCGGCACUUUUGGCGGCGACGGCGUCGGCGGUGGAAGCGGCUACAUGGGCAGUCUCCUAAACAGCAUGUCCCUCGUUCUCGAAGAGUUCUACAAGCACCUCAGCGUCGUCGGCGUCAGCGCCAUGACAGGCGACGGCGUCGACGACUUCUUCCGCAGCAUCGCCGCCAAGAAGGAAGAAUUCCAGCGCGACUACCAGCCUGAACUCGAGCGCCGCCGCGCAGAGCGCGAGCAGGAGAAGCAGAAAUCCCGCCAGCGCGAACUCGACAAGCUCAUGAAGGAUAUGAAAGUCGGCGGCGCGGGCACGAAACCCAAACCCAAAUCUAGGCCCAAUAAAGAAGAGCCGGAGACCGUCAGUGAUGUGGAGGAUCAGGACUCGGAUGAUAGCAUGGAGUACCGCGCUCACGAGGAUGAUGAGGAUAGCGACAACCCGGACGGCUCGCUUGAAGAUCGGUAUCAGCAGGCUCUCAAGAACGCAGGCGCGGGUCAGGACGACGACAUGAGCUUUGCACGAUACAUGCAGGCUGCCAAGUUUGGUUGA